AUGGGGGAGAAGGAUGAUGCAGCCAAAUGGAUGUUUUCGAUUUUUGAGGCAAAGAAGUCUAGGAUGGAGGAGGUGAUGGACUGCGGAAAACAUGUACCUCUUGAUAUAACAGAAAAUGACUUUGAAGACUAUUUAGUCAUAGACAAACUGCUUGUGGAUUACUUCAAUGCAUUUCUCUCUCUGCCAUGUUUUCCAAAUCCAAUAAGAUUUAACGCAGAAACAGGGGUUUUUGAAGUUGUUGAUGACUCUGAGAAAGAUUUGAAAAUGCAAAUAAAAGCAUUGGUGCGUGCUCAAAGACCCAUGAAUCCCAUCUACAAUGUGACAAGAAAAUCAACAGGAAAGUCCCCCCCAGUAGUCAAAAAACCCACUCCUAAUGAACUUAAGAUACCAACCACUUUCAUUGUAAAGUGUCUGGAUCAGGAGCAGGGUGUUGCCUGGGUAAAAAAGGAGAGGCUGUCGGCGUUCCUCCAGAGUGACUGCUACUUUGAAUACAGGCUUGGAAAGUUGUUGUCUCAAAUAGAGUGUGCCUCUGGUUCUGUGCUACCACGGAUUGAUCGCACAUUCCAACCGUGGGCUAUAGAAAAUGUAGAAGUGGCUCCAGAGCCUUUCGUUGGAGAGCUGACAAAUUCCUUGAAGCAGGUGUACACUUGCUUUGGAGAGGCCAGCAUCACCGAGAAUAAAGUAGUGUUCAGUGAUGCAAUGUUACCUCACGAAUCAACAACUACAAUGUCUGUCAGGGGGUCCUUACCCUCAAGCUCAGAGGAAAAAGAAACUCGAGAGAUAAUUUCUACAAGCCACUUGACGGGAACAGUAUUCUUCCUGCCAGAAUCAGAGAAGUGCGAAGAAGAGGAAGAAAAGACUGAGGAGAAAAAGGAGGAAGGAACGAUUGAGGAAGAAAAGUCCAAGGAGACAAAGGAGAGAAAAAAGGAUGAGGAGAAAAAGGUGGAUGUGAAAGGAAAGCAUGGGAAAGGAAAGGAAGAGAAGGAAAAACAAGCAAGCGAUGAUAAGGAAACAGCCCAAAAUGCCGAGACUAUCCUACCUGAUGGGCAAAUAGCAGCACAGCUUGAUCAACCUGAGGUCAGUGAUGAUCUGGACAAGGAAUCUGAAAGCGAGGAGGACAAUGAAAAUGGGCCCUGCUACUUGAGGCAACGCCAUGGUUAUAACCUGAAGAGUCGAAAGGGAAUUGAAAAAUUUGAGCACUUUCUCGAGGGUACAGCUGGGGAGAAAUACUUCCGCCUUUGGAUCGACAUAGAAAGAUUAAGAGUCAUCACAGAUGCUAAAACGAAGCAAAGCCAAAUAAAAAAGCUACGGAAUCGGUAUUUAUUUAAUGGAGGAGAAUACUGCAUGAAUGCGGAGACACUUUCACGACUGGGUCUAUCAUAUGCCUCACUGUGGACGGAAGAAAACCUGUCUGAUGCACAACCAGAUAUAGUGGAGCCUCUGCUUCUGUACUGGGGACCCAGGUUCUGUAUUAAACAGAAUUUUCCUGCAAUACAUGCUGCCUUUCCUCUGAAGAAUUGGGAAGAACGUCAGCUAAGACCCAAGACUGAUGUGGGCCCAUUUCCAGAAACUGCUGUCACAUUGCCAAUUCGACCCAAAAUAACUUGCCCUUCAGAGCUCCAGAGUUCAAGUUCAAACAAACAGUGUUCCCCACCGACCCCAACAUUCCCCACUGACCCAACAUUCCCCACCGACCCCAACAUUAAGGUGGCUCAUUCAAGGGGUUGGGAAGUGUGUCUAAACCAUGGGCAGGAAGAUGAUGACAAUGCUCUCAUUACAGUUCCAACAAUGAGCAUUUGGUCUCAGAUCUCACAAUCAGAUACCGAAGAAAUGCGAAAAACAAUGGAAGAACAACGUAACGACAAAGUGAUGAGGAAUGCACGAUACAAAGAAGCUAUGUGCAGCGAGAAAAUGGAAUACCUGCUGCAAACACUGUACCAUGAUAACAAAGCUGGUUACUUCUUCACACAAUUCUGUGAAAAAUCACAUCAGUCAAUAUGGAAGAGCGCUGCUGAUUUAUGGUUUGAACUGCAGGAAUAUCAUCGGCUCUUCUACGCAAAUAAUUUUCAACCUUUCAAACUCAGGAGGCAAGCUCAGUUCAUUUAUGCUUCGUUCAUUAUUGAAAAAGCUGCUUCGGACAUUGAGGUGGAUGAAGACAUAAAGAAAGAAAUUUAUCACAAACUGGAGCCGCCGUUUGAGGAACUGUUUGAUUUUGCGGAGGAGUACAUUCUCACAUUGCUACUGGUCCCUUGGAUGCGCAUGAUCGAGACUGAUUUGUCAACUUACAGCAAGGUAAUGCAGUUCAGCACCUUGCAAAACUUGGAUUCUGUCUAUUGCAAGCAUCUUCAGGAAUUACAGCGAAAGUUUCUGCCACCACAGGAGUUUUCUCUUCAGCCCUGUGCCAAGUCUUCAAUGCGAUUAUUUGACAAUGCUGUUGAUGUAGACCAAUGGAAGAUUGUACCUGAGGAAUUCAGUAAUUACACACUAAACAUGCUUUUUCGCAAUCGCAUAGAACUGGGCAACUUUCAGCAGUACCUAAGUCAGCGUUUUGUGGGCAUAGAUCUCAAGUGCUGGUUGGACAUUGAACAGUUUAGAAGAAUAGCUCACCAUGCUGAAGCGUUGAGAAAUGCAAAGUCUAAGGAGAUCAAGAGCACCUAUCUGAAUCGCAAGUAUUUCUUUGGACCUGGCAGCCCUGCUUCAGCUAAUGAACAAGACAAGGUGAUGCAGUUGGCUGGGGGUUGGGGAAACCUACUCCACGAUCAGUUGUCUUCGGAGGUGCUGGUCGAAGUGCAGAGAAUAGUGAAAAAUCGUCUGGAAAAGAAAUGGCUUCCCAUGUUUCUGGCAUCGCCGGAGUUUGCUCAGAGACAGCACACACAGAUACAGAUUCAUGAUGUGGUAGAGGACCGUAUGAUCCAAAAGCAAAUUAAGAAGGGAAAGCAUUGGAAGCAGCAGCCUGUGAACAAAUGGAUAUCCUCAUCAAAACAUAUUAUUUCAUUCCGCAAAGCUCUGUUAAAUCCAAUCACAGCGCUUCAGUUCCAACAUUUUGUGUCUCUGAAGGGAGGCUUCUUGGAGAAUAAUGUGCUCUUCUGGCUUGAGGUUCAGAAAUAUAAGAACUUACAUCAUUCGCAUGCUGACAAGCAAACCAUUCAGAACAAAAUCAACACCAUCAUCGAUUGUUUCAUCAACUCCAAGAUCCAGCCGUCUGUGCAGAUUGACAUUACUGAAGAACAAGCGUCAAAAAUCAUGGCUCAGAGUGAGGAGCAGGGGCCUUAUAUCUUCAGAGAAGCACAGAUAACAGUCUUUAGCGUUCUCUUCACACUGUGGCCUGACUUCUGCAACUUCAGACAAAACGCAGCCGAGCAAAUGAAAUCUGAAAUCUCCGAAAUCUCUGAGGUGAAAAAAGCGAAAGAUGAAACGCUGAAUAAAAUGGAACAGGAAGAGGAGGCUGAAAUUCAGAGCCCUGAAAUAAACAAUAUUUUACGGAAUCUGGACACUGAGAGCGCCCCCAGUGAAAAUGUGCAUAAACUGUCAUUGAAGGGAGGAAGCAGCCUUAAUCUCUUUCCAUUUCUGAACAGAAAGAUUUCCUGGUCCUUUUCCAAAUACAUGGAGGCACUAGAGAGGGAAAAACAGUUGACUCGAAGACAGAAAAGUGUGGAAAAAAAGCAGCCUAUCGUAUUGCCAGUUGCUCCUCCAGAUGUUCAAUCCAUUUACAGCUUCGCUACAGAUGUUGUUAUUGCUGAGCGAUCCCAGUCAGCUCCAAUCAUGUUUGAAAUAGACAGCUUAAUUUCCAGUACAUUGCUCUGAGUACAAACAAGAUAGAACCUUGGAGCGCUCGGACAAAAUGAAGCCAAUGGAAGGAACACGC
Molecule: messenger RNA, 3865 nt
Organism: Callorhinchus milii (elephant shark)
Lineage: Eukaryota; Metazoa; Chordata; Chondrichthyes; Chimaeriformes; Callorhinchidae
Product: regulator of G protein signaling 22
Exons: 28
Coding region: 1-3804 (1267 amino acids)
Biological process (GO): regulation of signal transduction
Molecular function (GO): G-protein alpha-subunit binding
Source: RefSeq, a predicted model, not a curated record